Molecule: messenger RNA, 1133 nt
Organism: Chara braunii
Lineage: Eukaryota; Viridiplantae; Streptophyta; Charophyceae; Charales; Characeae
Source: the annotation of a GenBank genome assembly
GGACCUUUCCUCGUGGCCAGCUUCUUAGAGGGACUGUUGGACGACUAGCCAACGGAAGUUUGAGGCAAUAACAGGCCCGGGUAACCUUCUUAAGGUUYAUCGUGACGGGGAUAGAUUGUUGUAAUUAUCGAUCUUGAACGAGGAAUGCCUAGUAAGCGCGAGUCAUCAGCUCGCGCUGAUUACGUCCCUGCCCUUUGUACACACCGCCCGUCGCUCCUACCGAUUGAAUGGUCCGGUGAAGUGUCUGGAUUGCGGUGAUCUCGGCGGUUUGCCGCUGGGGGUGCUGUGAGAAGUUCAUUGAACCUUUAUCAUUUAGAGGAAGGACAAGUCGUAACAAGGUUUCCGUAGGUGAACCUGCGGAAGGAUCAUUGACACGUGAAYGGCCGAUCUUCGGGGUGUGGGACGCUGGCUUGCUUGCCCUUCUGCCGCCCUUUGCACCCAUCCUCCCUGCAUCCGCUUUUCCCUUCCGUUUCAUCACCGUCUUGGGCUUAGUGCCCAGCUGGCGGCUGGCUCGGCGCAGAGGGGGGCGUGGUGUAGGUCGAGGGUGGGUGGAGUGGGCAGGGUCCGGGGCCUUGUGGCGUUGCUCCCCCUUCAUCCCGUCUUGCCUCCCCAGGUUGUUACCUCGGCCCAGCCCCAUUCUCGACUUCUGGUCGGGAUGGCGGUUGGUCUGGGCACGGACAGCCCUGCGGGAGGGUCAGGGGCGGGAUGUCGGGUGGUGGCGGCUGUCCUCGGCCUGCGUACCCCCGCUCCUACCCGUCUCAGCUUUGUCCAGACCUCCUUUCCAUCCCGGCCUCAACCUCAGCUUCGUGCGGAGCUUGUGGCUUGUUUGGGGAUCGAGGGUCGUGUCUUGAGAGCCAACCUCUGCAGCGGGCCGUGUGCAGGUUCCCUGGAAGGGGACGCCGAAGAGGGUGACAGCCCCGUCGACCGCCGGACCCUGCUGCGCAACGAGGUGUUGUCCAAGAGUCGGGUUGCUUGGGAAUGCAGCCCCAAUUGGGUGGUAAGUCCCAUCCAAGGCUAAAUAUGUGCGAGGGACCGAUAGCGAAGAAGUACCGCGAGGGAAGGAUGAAAAAAACUUUGAAAAGAGAGUUAAAGAKUGCUUGAAAUUGCCGAGCGAGAAGCGGAUGGAGGGGAAG